Molecule: messenger RNA, 4451 nt
Organism: Myxocyprinus asiaticus (Chinese sucker)
Lineage: Eukaryota; Metazoa; Chordata; Actinopteri; Cypriniformes; Catostomidae
Product: vasopressin V2 receptor-like
Exons: 6
Coding region: 691-1911 (406 amino acids)
Biological process (GO): regulation of systemic arterial blood pressure by vasopressin; positive regulation of vasoconstriction; G protein-coupled receptor signaling pathway
Cellular component (GO): membrane
Molecular function (GO): peptide binding; vasopressin receptor activity
Source: RefSeq, a predicted model, not a curated record
AUACAAAGAGAUUGGAAAGUUAUAAGUGAUUUCUAGAUGUUUCACUGGGAGAGAGUGUUAUCUUAGAGGGGCAACAGAUGUUUUUUGAUUAUGGGAAAGUGGGAUAUGUUGGGAAAACAAAGAUGAUUGGAAAGAUUAGAGGAAGGAUACAUUGUGAAGUUGGUGAGAGAGAGAGAGAGCUAUAGAGAAAAUUAUGAUAGAUUUGUCUUUUAAGUAAAUACAUAAAAAGGUCACAAAAUGAUAGACAUAUAAAGAUCUAAAGGCACUUUUCAAAGCAGUCUUCAAAUAAAGUCAAGAUAUUUGUGCUCUCUCUUUCUACUAUUUUGCUCUCCUCUUUCUCCCAAACCUCAAAGCUACCCUACAACAGUCUUUUGAGUACAUUUGCAGUUAACUGCUUUAUGUUUUGGCUGAAAACACAAUGAUUUAAUUGGCUGGUUUAAGAGCCUUUCUGCAUAAUGUCUCCAAAAAGAGAAGCUGAGACUGCAAUUUAAUUUGAGACGAUAUUGUAGACAUUAAUUCGUUUACUAAGGCACUCUUGAGAGCUACAAAAAUGACCAACAAAUUUCAAUUAAUUUAUUGUCAUUUCAAAUGAUUUAUGACUUUCUUACACCAGUUUAUAUAUCAAAGUCAGUGAGUGAUCAGUGUUGCUUAAUGUCUCUCUGUCUAUCCUUCACUUUGUAGGUCAUAGGCAUGAUGAUGGCCUCUUGGGAAGAAAAUUUGGGUCAGCCCAAUCAUUCUGUUCUCGGUAUGGAAGGGGUAUCACACUUGUCCAGUCCCCUCUUCAAUCUCAGCAGCAGUUAUGGGGGGCCAGGGGCUUUUCUCUGGCUGGUCCCAUCAGAGAAUAUCACAUUCUCCACCACAAUGUCCACAAUGCAGCCUGUAGUCCCUCCGCGAGUGCGGGACCAGACCUUGGCCCAGGCAGAGAUCGGGGUGCUAGGGCUGGUAUUUGCCCUCACAACUCUGGGUAACAUCUUCGUGCUGUGGGUACUGCUGCGUAGGAAGAAACAUCACGCACCUAUGCACCUCUUCAUGGUCAAUCUGUGUGUGGCUGACCUAGUAGUGGCCUUUUUUCAGGUGCUGCCACAGUUGGCCUGGGAUAUUACUGAGCGGUUUCAGGGCCCUGAUGCUCUUUGUCGCUCAGUCAAGUAUUUGCAAAUUGUCGGAAUGUUUGCGUCCUCCUACAUGAUCGUUGCCAUGACUGUAGAUCGCCAUUAUGCCAUCUGCUGCCCGUUGCAGGCAUAUCGAGGGACCACGCCCUCUCAUUGGAACACCCCUAUCAUGGUUGCAUGGGGCCUAGCCUUGGUGCUCAGUUUACCACAGGUUUUUAUCUUUUCACAGUCAGAGGUGGCCCCUGGGGAGUUUGAAUGCUGGGGCCACUUUGCUGAGCCAUGGGGCCUUAAAGCAUAUGUCACCUGGAUGACCGUGGCUGUGUUCAUAUUGCCAGCCUUAAUCAUCACUGUCUGUCAGGUUCGCAUAUUCAGAGAGAUCCAUGACAAUAUCUACCUGAAGUCAGAGCGGGUGGUGAUGGCAGAAUUCAAGCGGAACUCUGUCUUCUUCCAUUUUCCUCAACGGGACGGAUGUGUGACCAAGGCCAUGUCUAAGACGGUGAGGAUGACUCUUGUCAUUGUUCUGGUCUACACCAUCUGCUGGUCUCCUUUCUUUAUUGUUCAGUUAUGGGCAGCCUGGGACCCCAACCCACCAGACCAAGGAGCAGCUUUCACCAUUCUGAUGCUAUUGGCCAGUCUGAACUCCUGUACUAACCCGUGGAUUUACACCGCCUUCUCCAGCAGUGUGUCCAGAGAACUGGUCACUCUGCUGCACUGCCACAUUGGGUUACCACGUCGAGGUUCCCUACCGGAUGACUCCACCACCACUCACACAUCCACCACCGCCAAGGACUCUGUCUACUGACCUCUUCCCAGAAUCCACCAUAGAGCACACAGCCAAAGGCCAAUGCAGUUUCAUUGACUGAUGUGUUGGCUAGAAUACACACAUGCUACCUAGCUGGUGAAGCUGGUUGACCAGCAUGGUAUUUAUAUAAGCUGGUUAAGCUAGUUUAAAAGCCUGGUUGGGACACCAGUACACUAGCUUCCCAUGUUGGGAGACCAGCACCCAAAACACAACGUAAGCUGGUGACCAGAAAUGCUGGUCUUUACAGCAGGGUGGUAAUUUCCACACGUCCUAGUGUGCAGGCUCAAACACAACGAAUUAAAAGUCUUUACCAGAUUCAGGUAUGUAAAUGGCGAUUACACAAUCUGAACAGCAGGUACUUAUAUGUCAACAUCGACACCACACUGUUAAAAAAAGCAUUCAGUUACUAAACAAAAUCACAGUGCCAAGACCAGUGGAUUUCACUGAUAGCUGUCCAUUUAGUUUAGUCUGUCACAUGAAAUCAGUCUAGAGUGAUGUGGGAAUGGCCAUACUGUAACUGUCUGAAUCAUACUGAGGAAGAGGAUGGGUUAGGAGGCAAAAGAUUGGCAGACCUCCAUUCAUCAACAUGUUUCUUUUAAUUACUCUCAUUGUUCUCAAAUAUUAGCAUCACCAGAUUAUAUCAGACUUUACAGUACAAAGUAUAUGCGGAAACAUGAGUGGGAACAGAAAAAAACGUGAACAAUGCAUGAAGAAUGGACAAAAGUUUAUCUGGAUGCACCUUGGACAGUUGCAGAAGACCUGCAACAAGAUGCUGCACAUCAGGAUGUCAAAUUUGAGGAGUGGAUCCACCAUUUUGGCAGCAUAGUUAUGGGGGUACACACUCUAGACUGGGAGAGAAUCGUACUCAAGUCAGAAAGACAGACUGCUGGGUUUUCCCGGUACACAUAGUUUAAAUAAAUAGAGUGUAGAAGACACUGUGAAUUGGAUUGAAUUGUUUAAGGUAUCUGAAUACUGACUAUUACACUAAAUCAUUAGAAGUCCUGGCAGUUUCAAAUGAUAGGUUGUACAGUGGGCAGAAAUCUCCAUUUGAUCACAAUGUUACACAUAAAGCUGAGUGUACAGGAUGUCAUUAAAUCUCAUCAUCUGUGUCAUUAAAUGUCAUUUUAGUGGUUUCAUUUUACAAUAAUGUACAUUGUGUAGAAGCUGCUAAUUGUGUUUGGCAUUUCAGUACAGCCAAUACUAAGCACAUAUACUGACAGUACAGUGCUAAAAAAUGUUAGUCUUUGGGUAAGAAACAAUCUUUCACAGAAGGAAGAAACAGGGUAAUAGUAAAUUUAAAUGCAUUAUAAAUCAGAUCAAAGGAAUGUACUGUAAAUACCAACUAAACACAAAAUUAAUAGCAAUAUAUUAUUAAUAUAAAUAUGCCCAAACUUAAUAUUAUAGGUAGCAAAAUUCCAAAAGCUGGAGUUUAAAGUUCUGCAUUGUGUAUAUAACCCCAUUGAAUCUGAAAACACGAUGAAGGCAAUGAUAGCGAAUUAUAUACUGAAUGCAUAGAAUAUAUGUAUACACUAACCAUGCCAUUUUUACUCUAACCCACAAAUCUGUAACUCUUUUAACUCUACCUCUGAUAUUUGCUUGAUUUUUGUGUUUAAAACAAAACAAGAUUCAUUGUUUCACCGUUGCAAUCAGGGGACCAUUCACAUGCUUCAGAGUAACUAAUUUGUACAGAAAAUAUUCAAAAUGUUAGAAUAUAAUAAAACGUGUUGAAGGAUUAAGAAAAACAAUGUUGUCUAAACUGCAACUUAAGCACCUUAUUAAUAAAAGUACCAUGGGCAUUAAUGUUUAAAACACAGAUUCUUGGGGUACCAAUUCAGUUGUACAUUUGCGUAGGCUCAUGAAAGGUUUAGAUCAGUCUCACACUUGUGCUUGCUAAUCCCACCUCAUCAAAUUAUUAAUAGAAACAGCACAGGUGACGCCCCGCAUGACAAACAACUGUUCGAUUAAAAAAGCACGAAUUUACAAGCACACAAUUAGGAUCUAAAGCAUUCAAAACAUUUAUUAAAAAGCCUUACACUGUUUAACUCCCAUUUCAUGCAGUCUGAUAUUCAAUGUUAGGCGUAUUCAGUGUUUCAUGUGGUGGAAAUACAAUCAGAAAUGGAGUAUUAUUUUCCCCACCUGACAGAAAUGAAGGAAUUGUUCAAUAAACAAGCUAAUGUUCAGUAUUGUUCUUGUGAAAUUAGGGACAUCUGUACCAUUUCUCUGAGUAUUAUAUGUCUAACAGCAAAUUAGUAAUCUAUUUAACUGCAAACUAGUAGAUACUAGCAUAGAGAUCAGACUCUGGGAAAAGUCUGAGAGAACUGAGAGUUAGUGGCUUUUUUUAUCUGAGAUAUAUAGAUUCAGUAUGAAAAAUCAUUAGCUCAUUUACCACAUAUUUCAUACACAUGAUGUGCAGUAGCUAAAUGAUCGGUAUUGUAAAAAAUUAUUUUUCAUACUUAUUUACUUUUUGUGGUUCUUUAUUUUGGUGGUGAUCAUCUUCAUAAGGCAAACAAUUAACGAUAUGUGUAUUUACACACCCUCAU